This is a messenger RNA of Penicillium olsonii, 870 nucleotides long. The record is from the annotation of a GenBank genome assembly. NCBI's taxonomy places the organism in Eukaryota, Fungi, Ascomycota, Eurotiomycetes, Eurotiales, Aspergillaceae.
AUGGACGCUGAGAAUCCUCCUCUGACGAUACAUUCUGCUGAGGAAAUAUUUGAAGAUACUGAAGACUCGAAGAUGGUUUUCUCGUGCACAGCCAUCGUUGCUUAUGACGGCCAGACUGCCUAUCACGGAACGACAACCGCGCGAAAGAAAGACCUCGAUGAACAAGCUGUUUUGAAAACCUUAAAGCCGAUCCCUCGCGAACACAUCUGUCCGCAAUUUAACCGGAAUCUCACCCGCGCACCGGAGGUCUACAUCAAAAAGCCGGUCCUUGGCGCGUAUUUACCUUGGUUCAAAACUACAAUUGCAGACUUUGUUUUGCAUGAGGCGGAAAUUUAUGAAACCUUACGCGAGCACCCUCAUCCAGCCUUGGGCCGGUCAUUGGGCUGCAUCGUGGGUGAAGACGGCCGCAUUACGGGACUUGCACUUGUAAAGUACGAGAAAACUUUGUUUGAGCGCGCGUUUCGCAUGGCUUCCUUUGGAGAGGAGGAGGAGGCCCGUUGCAUAGAGGCUGUGGAGGCUGGUCUCCAGCACCUCCAUAGCCUUGGACUGGCGCACAAUGAUCUGAGUCCCCUGAACGUGAUGUUCACAGAUGAAGGAAAAGCUGUCUUGAUAGACUUUGAUGCCUGUCACCCUAUAGGAACUAAGCUCAUCAAAGGAGGCUCCGUGGGAGAAUGGGAGGGAGGGCUUCCUGUUGCUGUCUACGAGACAUCCUCGACGGAGUGUGACCAUGCGGCUGUCCAGCACAUGAAGAACUGGCUUAAGAAGAGGCGCGACGACACGAAGCUGGAGGAUGAUACCGCGAUGAGGGACGCUGAGGGCAAUGAGAAUGAGAAAGCCAAAGGCAGUGCCCAGGGGCCCCUGGUUUUCUAA